UAUCUCGCCCCUUCACACUCUCCCACUACACUGUCGAAUGUUCGGACGGUCGAGAUCAUCAGAUCUGAUCUUCAGGUAACCCUCUGUUUGUUUCGCGAGAAAACGAAGGAAAAAAAAAAUAAUAGUCAAGUCACACAGCAUGCUCUCUUUUGAGAGGGUAUCGGUUUGUGGGCAGUGACAGAUCACAGGAAUAAUGUCAAUGCCAAAAGGGUUGCUGCUGACAAAGGUGUAUUCAUUUCUUGGCGGCUCUGAGUUUUCCUGCAAGUAGUUUUCAAGGAAAACAUGGAUCAGAUACGGAACACGAUAAAGCGGCAUGAAGCAUUGUUCAAGGAACAGGUACAGGCUCUGCACAAGCUGUACAAUAUCCAGAAAUCAGCAAUGCAAGAAAUAGGAAGAAUUCACUCUCACGCCCAAAUUCUGGCUUGUAAUUCUAGGAGUUUUUUACUUGCAGAUGAUAGAUAUAGUGGUUCUGUUUUGGAUGGGAAACACCUGAGGCCAUCCUAUGCUACUGGUCAAGCUUAUAAGGAUGAGUCGCCAAAUCUUUCCUUGCACCCUUUCUAUGGAUUAGAUCAUAAAGGAUGUGGUUCAUCAUGUAUGGAUAGCAGAGGGGUAGAAACUCUUCAAACUGCUCAAAGCAAACCGAUCAGAAAUUUUGAUCUUGAAAAACUCCCAGAGGAGUAUAUGGAUGAAUCUGAGAAUCAGAUUGAGCCAAACAAGUCUAAAAUGUCAGAUGAAAAGUCCUUUUUGGUGAAAAGAAUGGCAAACACUGAUGGAGAUUCGUCUGUUGGAGCAAAUUUAUCUGCCAUUCAAGUGGAUUCUCCAAGUUUGAAGCAGACUUAUCCAGAAGCAAACUUGAGAAUACUUUCAGUAAAUGGUCAAGAGAUCGUUCAAAAGUUUUUCCAAGAAUGUACCAUUGAAAUUAAAACAUCACAAGAUUUCCCAAGAAUGUUCUUGCCUGCAGUUGGCAAGUCAGCAUACCAGGAUGCAAGGCACAUCGAAAAGCAAACAUUGUUGCAUCAGGUUAUCUCUUCGUCCUCUGCAUUUGAAAUUAGUUUUCAAACUUUCAUGAAUGAUUACAGCAUUUUACCUAAUUUUAUUAAUGUAAACUCUGCUGAGGACAUCUUUUAUGCACACACAGCAUGCACUUGCAAAGGUGACAUUUAAUCAUGCAGUACAUUUUACUGGUUGAUUGAUCUUUUGCUGAUUCUGCUUAGGCAAUA
Messenger RNA from Corylus avellana, 1220 nucleotides. The record is from RefSeq and is a predicted model, not a curated record. NCBI's taxonomy places the organism in Eukaryota, Viridiplantae, Streptophyta, Magnoliopsida, Fagales, Betulaceae.